Molecule: messenger RNA, 1287 nt
Organism: Rhinichthys klamathensis goyatoka
Lineage: Eukaryota; Metazoa; Chordata; Actinopteri; Cypriniformes; Leuciscidae
Product: C-type mannose receptor 2-like
Exons: 5
Coding region: 131-1240 (369 amino acids)
Source: RefSeq, a predicted model, not a curated record
UAGGGGUUUUAGAGAAAUAAACAAAUGAUGUGAUGAUCUAAAUGAGGGAUGAGAGCAGAUAUAAUAAUCACGUAGUGUAAAUCUGCAGACGCAGAAACAGACUCAGGACAGAAACACACGACCUCUAAAAAUGGACCAAACUCUAUAUUUCGUUCUUCUUCUCAUUGCUCUCUGCUCCGUAUCUGAAUGUGUUCAGCGUCAGUAUCACUUUAUAAACGUGAACAAGACCUGGACUGAAGCUCAGAGAUUCUGCAGAGAGAAUUACACAGAUCUGGCCACCGCUGACAACAUCAACGACAUGAACGAGCUGAAGAAGAGUGUGAAUGAUGGAGGUGAUCAGUAUGUCUGGAUUGGGCUGCAGAGGACGGGUGUUGAUAAAUGGCAGUGGUCUUCAGGUGAACCUGCGCUCUAUCUGAACUGGGGAACUAGACAACUUAAUGGUGGAGAUGAGGCGUGUGCUUUAUUGAGAAAUGGAAAAUGGCAUGAUGAGUCAUGUAGUCAUAAUCAUCAUUUCAUCUGCAAUUCAUCUAACAGCAUGAACACAGGACUCGUCUUUGUCAAUGAGAAGAAGAACUGGAGAGACGCUCAGAGUUUCUGCAGAGAGAAUCACAUUGAUCUGGUCAGUGUGAGGAACCAGAAUGAGAAUCAACAGAUUAUCAAUGAUAAGCAAAUACCUAAUGAUGUCUGGAUCGGUCUGUUCAGAGACUCAUGGCAGUGGUCAGAUCAGAGUGACUCCUCAUUCAGAGACUGGGCUUCUGAUGAACCUAAUAAUCAUGGAGGAUAUGAAAACUGUGCAGUGAUCAGUCCAAACGCUCUGGGUAAAUGGAUAGACGACCCCUGCAGCAAGCAACUCCCUUUUGUGUGUCAUGAAGAUAAACUGAUUCUGAUCACUGAGACUCUGACGUGGACUGAAGCUCUGAGAUACUGCAGACAGAAUUAUACGGAUCUGGUCUCGGUUCAUUCAGUCCAGAUGCAGCGUCGUGUGAUGAAUGUGGUUAAACGUGCGUCUACUGAGGCGGUGUGGUUGGGUUUACGUCACUCCUGCACUGUGGGCCUCUGGUUCUGGGUGAGCGGAGAGACCGUGUGCUAUCAGAACUGGGCUCCAGGGAACGGCACAGGAGACGAGGACUGUGUGUCUGCAGUGAGAUCUGGAGCAGUUCAGUCUGGAGGAGAUCAGCGCUGGAUCAGCCGUCCUGAACACCACAAACUCAACUUCAUCUGCAGCAGAAAUGAAGACUGAAGGAGAUGUGUGUGUUCUUUCAUAACUGGCAAAUCUUCUUUUUUUUU